GGCCGCGCAGUCUGGGCGCAUGCAGGCUGCUAAGCCCAACCCUAGCUCACUGGCACCUGCUACUGCGCCUUUGCUUUCUCGCGCUCGCGGACCCUCCUGGAGCCCGCCACCAUCCUGCCCACUACGUGCUGCCUUGCGCCCGCAGCCAUGUGCCGCACCCUGGCCGCCUUCCCCAACACCUGCCUGGAGAGAGCCAAAGAGUUCAAGACACGUCUGGGGAUCUUUCUUCACAAAUCAGAUCUGGGCUCCAAUACUGGGAGUAUUGGCAAAUUCGAGUGGAGCAGUAAACAUGGCAAGGAGAAUAGAAACUUCUCAGAAGAUGUGCUGGGGUGGAGAGAGUCGUUCGACCUGUUGCUGAGCAGCAAAAAUGGAGUGGCUGCUUUCCACGCUUUCCUGAAGACGGAGUUCAGUGAAGAGAACCUGGAGUUCUGGCUAGCCUGUGAGGAGUUUAAGAAGAUCCGAUCAGCUACCAAACUGGCCUCCAGGGCACACCGGAUCUUCGAGGAGUUCAUUUGCAGCGAGGCCCCUAAAGAGGUCAACAUUGACCAUGAGACCCGCGAGCUGACGAGAAUGAACCUACAGGCCGCCACGGCCACAUGCUUCGACACGGCUCAGGGGAAGACACGUACCCUGAUGGAGAAGGACUCCUAUCCACGCUUCCUGAAGUCGCCCGCUUACCGGGACCUGGCUGCCCAAGCCUCAGCCGCCUCUGCCCCUCUGUCUAGCUGCAGCCUGGCCGAGCCCUCACACACCUGAAUCUCCAUGGCAGUGAGGAAGCCAGCCAGGAAGAGAGGUUGAGUCACCCAUCCCUGAGGUGGCUGCCCCUGUGUGGGAGGCAGGUUCUGCAAAGCAAGUGCAAGAGGACA
This is a messenger RNA of Sapajus apella (tufted capuchin), 866 nucleotides long. RefSeq names its product regulator of G protein signaling 16 (gene RGS16). The transcript is spliced from 5 exons. Lineage: Eukaryota; Metazoa; Chordata; Mammalia; Primates; Cebidae. The coding region runs from base 148 to 756 and encodes 202 amino acids. The record is from RefSeq and is a predicted model, not a curated record.